AGCACGGCAAGCUGCAAUUAUAAAUCAAGCAAGAACGUCAACAAAAUUAGUAGAUCUGUUGUUUAAUGUGAAAGCGACCACACCGGAUUUGAGAGUUAUAUUCCCAGGAAUUAGCAAAGACAAAUUAAAUCGAAGAUCUAGUGCUGUUUGGAAGACACCUCCGAGUCUUUCGCAUUCUUUGGCGUGGAACCGAAACUCUUGGAUGAAAACGGAGUUGAAAUCCAAGGCGAAGGUGAAGGAUACCUGGUGUUCAAUAGACCCUGGCCGGGAAUAAUGAGGUCACUGUUCAACAACCAUCCAAGAUUUGAAACAACAUACUUUUCUAAGUUUCCAGGAUAUUAUUGCACUGGAGACGGAGCCAGGCGUGAUUCUGACGGUUAUAUUUGGGUCACCGGAAGAAUCGACGAUAUGUUAAACGUUUCCGGGCAUCUGAUGUCGACUGCGGAAGUAGAAUCAGUCCUGACCGAACAUCCACGUGUGGCGGAAUCGGCUGUCGUGUCACGUCCACAUCCUGUAAAAGGCGAAUGCCUGUACUGCUUUAUAACGCCUAAUCAAAACGAAGUUUUCGACAAAAAGUUAGUGGAUGAAUUAAAAAAAUUAGUGCGAGAGCGCAUAGGUCCUUUUGCACAACCUGAUGUGGUCCAGCACGCACCUGGUUUACCAAAGACUAGAUCAGGAAAGAUCAUGAGACGAGUUCUCAGAAAAGUUGCUGUCAACGAUCGUGACGUUGGCGAUAUAUCGACACUAGCUGAUGAAAAUAUAGUCGAACAACUUUUUCAAAAUCGACCUAAAUAAAUUUGUUACAGACGUUAGUAAAUUAUUGUCCUUUUUAACGUUUAUUUUUUAGACUAUUGAUAUUUUUUAAUUAUUUUUUUAAUGCGCAUGACAAAGAUUCAUUCUUAAACUAAAAUAACAGUUAUAUGAGCGUUGUAAAAUUAGUUCUGUUAUAUAUUUUUUUAAAUAUAAUUUUAGAC
Ctenocephalides felis (cat flea) is the source of this 974-nucleotide messenger RNA. RefSeq names its product acetyl-coenzyme A synthetase-like. The transcript is spliced from 3 exons. Gene Ontology annotation, molecular function: acetyl-CoA synthetase activity. Bases 274 to 795 code for a protein of 173 amino acids. Gene Ontology annotation, biological process: acetyl-CoA biosynthetic process. The record is from RefSeq and is a predicted model, not a curated record. NCBI's taxonomy places the organism in Eukaryota, Metazoa, Arthropoda, Insecta, Siphonaptera, Pulicidae.